Molecule: messenger RNA, 1668 nt
Organism: Protobothrops mucrosquamatus (brown spotted pit viper)
Lineage: Eukaryota; Metazoa; Chordata; Lepidosauria; Squamata; Viperidae
Gene: RNF19B
Product: ring finger protein 19B
Exons: 9
Coding region: 16-1656 (546 amino acids)
Biological process (GO): positive regulation of proteasomal ubiquitin-dependent protein catabolic process; protein polyubiquitination; ubiquitin-dependent protein catabolic process
Cellular component (GO): ubiquitin ligase complex; cytoplasm
Molecular function (GO): ubiquitin protein ligase activity; ubiquitin conjugating enzyme binding; zinc ion binding
Source: RefSeq, a predicted model, not a curated record
AAGUACGAGGAGUUCAUGCUCCGGCGCUGCCUGGCCGCCGACCCGGACUGCCGCUGGUGCCCGGCCCCGGACUGCGGUUACGCUGUUAUUGCCUACGGAUGUGCCAGUUGCCCUAAACUGACUUGUGAGAGAGAAGGCUGCCAGACUGAGUUUUGCUAUCAUUGCAAGCAGAUAUGGCACCCCAACCAAACCUGCGACAUGGCCCGCCAGCAGAGAGCGCAGACUCUCCGGGUGAGGACAAAGCACACCUCAGGCCUCAGUUACGGACAAGAGUCUGGUCCAGCCGAUGACAUCAAGCCAUGUCCACGCUGCAGUGCCUACAUCAUCAAAAUGAACGACGGCAGCUGUAAUCACAUGACCUGCGCUGUAUGUGGCUGCGAGUUCUGCUGGCUGUGCAUGAAGGAAAUUUCUGAUUUGCAUUACCUCAGUCCUUCUGGUUGUACCUUCUGGGGCAAAAAGCCAUGGAGCCGUAAGAAGAAGAUUCUGUGGCAACUAGGAACAUUGAUUGGUGCCCCCGUGGGGAUUUCUCUGAUUGCUGGCAUUGCGAUUCCAGCCAUGGUCAUUGGAAUCCCUGUUUACGUUGGGAGGAAGAUUCACAGCAGAUACGAGGGAAAGAAGACCUCCAAACACAAGAGGAAUUUAGCUAUCACAGGUGGAGUAACCUUGUCUGUGAUUGCAUCCCCUGUCAUUGCUGCGGUCAGUGUUGGUAUUGGUGUCCCUAUCAUGUUGGCCUACGUGUAUGGAGUAGUUCCCAUUUCUUUGUGCCGAGGAGGAGGUUGUGGUGUCAGCACAGCCAAUGGAAAAGGGGUUAAAAUUGAGUUUGAUGAAGAUGAUGGGCCAAUUACAGUGGCAGAUGCUUGGAGGGCACUCAAGAACCCCAGCAUUGGUGAGAGCAGCAUUGAAGGGCUGACAAGUGUUUUGAGCACCAGUGGAAGCCCCACCGAUGGGCUCAGCGUCAUGCAGGGCAACUACAGUGAAACAGCCAGCUUUGCUGCGCUCUCAGGAGGCACUCUAAGCGGUGGAGUCCUUUUAGGAGGGAAAGGAAAAUACAGCCGGCUGGAAGUGCAGGCUGAUGUGCAGAAAGAGAUCUUUCCAAAGGAUUCGGUCAGCCUCGGAGCCAUCAGUGACAAUGCGAGCACGCGAGCCAUGGCAGGCUCCAUCAUCAGUUCCUACAAUCCCCAAGACAGAGAGUGCAACAACAUGGAAAUCCAGGUGGACAUAGAGACUAAGCCCAGCCAUUAUCAGCUUGUUAGUGGAAGCAGCACCGAGGAUUCCCUCCAUGUCCCAACCCAAAUGGCAGAAAAUGAGGAGGAGGAGGAGGAGGAGGAAGAGGAGGAGGAGGAGGAAGAGCAGCAAAUAUGCAACCACCAAAGCUGUGAACAGAAGGACUGUGUGGCCAGCAAAACCUGGGACAUCACUCUGGCACAGCCCGAAAGCAUCCGCAGUGACCUGGAGAGCUCGGACAGCCAAUCUGAUGAUGUGCCCGACAUCCCCCUGGAUGACUGCGACUCCCCCUUUCCCCAGACUGCUGCCUGCCUCCACCCCCCCAGUGCCAGAGGGGCUGGGAGCCCAAGUGCCCGCAUCGGCCACUGUGCCCAAGCAGACGGACAUCGGCCGGAGGAGAGAACACUGGAGUGCCUUGAGGCCCGAGGAUGAAGCCCCUCUCCC